CCACCACGUGGCAUAACUCAAAGCGGACCCAAAGCACAAACAAACACCACCCUCUAAAACGCCACCACCACCAUAGUCUCCUGACUUUCUGCACUCUCCAUCUUCCUCCGAUCGACAACUAAAGAAGAAGAAGAUAAAAUGACGGAGGCGGUGAUAAGGAAUAAGCCGGGAAUGGCAAGCGUGAAGGACAUGCCGAUCCUCCAAGAUGGGCCUCCACCGGGUGGUUUCGCCCCGGUCCGAUACGCCCGCCGGAUACCCAACAAGGGCCCGAGUGCUAUGGCUAUCUUUCUAGCUGCUUUUGGUGCCUUCUCUUAUGGGAUGUACCAGGUCGGCCAAGGCAACAAGAUCCGCAGAGCACUGAAGGAAGAAAAGUAUGCUGCACGACGAGCAAUAUUGCCAGUGCUUCAAGCUGAAGAAGAUGAAAGAUUUGUCAAAGAGUGGAAGAAGUAUCUUGAGUAUGAGGCUGAAGUGAUGAAGGAUGUGCCAGGUUGGAAAGUAGGUGAAAGUGUAUACAAUUCUGGGAGAUGGAUGCCCCCUGCAACUGGAGAGCUGCGUCCUGAAGUUUGGUGAUACCUUUUUGUCAACCAUGCUAGCUUUUUAUGUUGCUUGGUGUUUUGCACAUUAAGAGAAAUAAAAGAUUUGAACAGAAACUUAUUUCUGUAUGGAGAGUAUUACCAGAUAUGAUCAUUAUUUGUUUGCCCCCAACCUCUUCUUCCCAUAACCUGAAAAUGUGUAAGGAAGACUCUUUGUAACCAACUUAUUUUCAUGAAAAUACUGCCAUUGCCAGCUAAGUUUAGUAGGAAAGACAUUCUAUUUGGUGGGUAAGGUUUCAGUUCUUAAUGUUUACCUAAUAAAAGAUUAACUUUUCGGAA
Molecule: messenger RNA, 872 nt
Organism: Theobroma umbraticum
Lineage: Eukaryota; Viridiplantae; Streptophyta; Magnoliopsida; Malvales; Malvaceae
Product: GRIM-19 protein
Cellular component (GO): respiratory chain complex I
Source: RefSeq, a predicted model, not a curated record